AGCUGAUCCCCGGAACUCGGCCAUGUGCGCGCGGACAUGAGACUGCGGCUCGGCCUUGACACCGCCCCCAGCUACCCCGGCGCGGCUUCCGACGCAGCCCGGCUGGAUGGAGGCUCCAGGGUGGGGUGGGGGACCCCAGAACGGGUGAAAGAAGCCCAAACGCUGGAGCGAGCUGCAGGCAUCCUGGCACAUGGGCCGGUGGAGGAGCCUCCCAGCCCCCCUGCCGAGGAGCAACGUGGGAUCCCCAUCCCCAGCUCGGGCCUGCUGCAGGUCGCCGAACGGAGACAGCCCCUGAGCAGCGUGUCCUCCCUGGAGGUGCACUUCGACCUGCUGGAUCUGACCGAGCUGACGGACGUGUCGGACCAGGAGCUUGCCGAGGUCUUCACUGACUCUGAGGACGAGAACGUAGCUAGUGAGUCCCCUGCUGGUCUGCACCCGCACCCCAUCCCUCGGGCAGGGUACCUGCGAUCCCCCUCCUGGACAAGGGCCAAAGGUGAGCAGGGGCGGGAGAAGAAACACCUCAGUGACUCGGAGCUGCAAGCAGGCGUUGUCAACACGUUCCUGGCGGGGGAGAGGCCCCAGGAGGAAUAGGGGCUGGGAGCCAUGGUGCCCCUCACCCCCAAUUCCAGACAGCUUGUGACUUAAGACCCCUGCACCUAGAGAGACGUGCAAGUGCUGCUGGCUCCACGUAACACAACGCUCCCCCCUUAGUGCAGCCACAGGAUGUGGAGCAGCUGUGCCAGGGCACUGGCCAUGCUGGGCCAGGAACUCCAGGGGAGAGAGUGAUCAUCAUCACACCCUCUUAGCACUUUUGUAACCCUUUCCUGCUCAUUCUGCACAAAACCUGGCCCAGCCAGCAGUAGGGAGAGCCCUGAAGGGAGUGUACUGAGCAGGGCCAGGAGGGAGCCUGGCUGCACAGAAGGGAAAAGCAGGUUUGGAGAGAACAACCUUCCUGCUGCAGGCAGAGUUCGGAUGGGGGGGGUGGGGAGCCUUCUCUCUUCCCCCAGGGCAGGGGGAGGCAACGUACAAGGAACCUGAGAGCAAAACAGCCACGCUGGUUCUUCCCCCAUGAAGUGCUGCAGCUCAGAGCAGAACCCACCACCUUCUAGAAGCACAUUCCCUUCCCCAUGGCCUUACGCCUGUACGGGCUUUAGCUCUGGUGUAAGGGCUGCACUGCUGGAGAUGCCAACCUGGGAACAGCAGCCUGUGCUCGUGCUCCAUCAUGCGCCUGCACCAGGAACUCUGCAGUGGGACUGGCACGCGUUAACUCACAGGGCUGUGAGGAACCCCUGGGUCUGAAUUAUGACAACUGCUCUGCCAUUGUUACAAGGAGGCCCAGUUCCAUCUCUGGAAGCAGCGUGGGUCACUGCCCGGUCCCUGGGGAGCACCACGGGGCCGGGGGCAGCUGGACAGAUGUCUUUCAGCGUAGAACUGGACUAGGCUGAAGGAAGCUGGACCAUGAGCCUGAACAUACAGAUCCUGCUGGAGAGGGCGCUGGGGCGAGGCAGGAGGGGCUGUGUUCACCUGAUCCUUUCACCACUGACA
This is a messenger RNA of Chelonoidis abingdonii (Abingdon island giant tortoise), 1545 nucleotides long. The record is from RefSeq and is a predicted model, not a curated record. NCBI's taxonomy places the organism in Eukaryota, Metazoa, Chordata, Testudines, Testudinidae.